Messenger RNA from Thlaspi arvense, 3108 nucleotides. The record is from the annotation of a GenBank genome assembly. NCBI's taxonomy places the organism in Eukaryota, Viridiplantae, Streptophyta, Magnoliopsida, Brassicales, Brassicaceae.
AUGGAGAGAGUUUCUGAGAAUCUGGAUAUCAAAACCAUCAUGAGAGGAUCUGAAGAAGAGACAGUGGCUUGGAGGUACUUUGGCAGAGAUGUUGUGCCGUUUGCUGCGAUGUUCUUAGUGGAGUGUACCAAUGUUGGGUCAAACACACUGUACAAGGCUGCAAGUUUAAGGGGCUUGAGCUUCUAUGUCUUUUUGUUUUAUUCAUAUGUCGUUGCUACACUUCUCCUUCUUCCACUUUCCUUCAUCUUUGGAAGGUCAAAAAGAUUACCUUCAGCCAAGUUUCCUCUCUUCUUCAAGAUUUUCAUACUUGGGCUUCUUGGGUUCAUGGCGCAGAUAGCUGGAUGUAAAGGUAUAGAAUAUAGUUCUCCUACUCUUUCCUCUGCUAUCAGCAAUCUCACGCCGGCUUUUACCUUCAUGCUCGCCGUUAUCUUCAGGAUGGAGAAAGUAGUGUUAAGGAGCUCUGCGACUCAAGCCAAAAUCAUCGGCGCAAUAGUAUCUAUAUCUGGUGCUCUUGUUGUUGUGCUAUAUAAAGGCCCAAAAGUUCUCGCUGCUGCAUCUUCACCAUCUACCAUUUCGCUUCACCAGAGUGUAACAUCAUUCGAGUCAAGCUGGAUAAUCGGAGGCCUUUUGCUUGCGUCAGGGUAUUUUCUCUCAUCAGUCUGGUAUAUUCUUCAGACUAGGGUCAUGGAGGUAUAUCCUGAAGAAAUAACUGUAGUCUUGUUCUACAACUUAUUUGCAAUGCUAAUCUCAGGACCUGUAUGUUUCUUUGCGGAAAGCAACUUGAGUUCUUGGGCGCCUAAACCGGGCAUUUCCCUCGCUUCAAUCAUAUACACGGGAGUCUUUGUUUCAUUAGUCAGUGCACUUACCCACACGUGGGGCCUGCGUCUGAAAGGUCCGGUCUACAUAUCCUUGUUCAGGCCAUUGUCUAUUGCCAUUGCAGUCGCCAUGGGUGCUAUAUUCCUCGGCGAUGCACUUCACCUUGGGAGUGUCAUUGGAUCAUUGAUAUUGUGCUUUGGAUUCUACACUGUGAUUUGGGGAAAAGCAAAAGAGGCAAACGUGGUUGGAUUAACCAUUAUUAUCGCUUAUGAACUCACUUUGACUUCUGAGAAAUUUUUUGAAAGUCUAGACAUGGCAAGAGGAGCCGAAGAAGAGACCGUGGCGUGGAGAUACUUUUGCAGAGAUGUUGCACCAUUUGCUGCAAUGAUCGCAGUGGAGUGUCUCACGGUUGGAUCUAACACACUGUUCAAGGCUGCGACAUUGAGAGGACUGAGCUUCUAUGUCUUUGUCUUCUACUCUUAUGUUGUUGCUACACUUGUCCUUCUUCCACUUUCCCUCAUCUUUGGAAGGUCAAGAAGAUUACCUUCAGUCAAAUCUCCUGUCUUCUUCAAGAUUUUCUUGCUUGCGCUUGUCGGGUUUAUGUCGGGAAUGGCUGGCUGUAAAGGAAUGGAAUAUAGUUCUCCUACUCUUUCCUCUGCUAUCAGCAACCUCACGCCAGCUUUCACCUUCACGCUCGCCGUAAUCUUCAGGAUGGAGCAAGUAGUCUUAAAGAGCUCUGCGACUCAGGCUAAAAUCAUUGGCACUAUAGUAUCUAUAUCAGGUGCUCUUGUUGUUGUUCUCUAUAAAGGCCCAAAAGUUAUCGCUGCUGCAUCUUCAUCAUCUACCGUUUCACAUUUGACAUCUUUUGAUUCAAGUUGGAUGAUUGGAGGUCUCUUACUCGUUUCACAGUAUAUGCUUAUUUCAGUCUGGUAUAUUCUUCAGACUCAGGUCAUGAGUGUAUACCCUGAAGAAAUAACUGUAGUGUUCUUGUACAACUUAUGCGCAACGCUAAUCUCAGCACCUGUAUGUCUAUAUGCUGAAAAAGACUUGUCUUCUUUUCUGCUUAAACCGGGUGUCUCCCUUGCUGCAAUCUUGUACUCGGUCAAGAAGAUUACAUUCAGCGAAGUGCCUGAUGGCUGGCUUUCACAUUCACUCUCGCAGUCAUCUCCAGAAAGUCUUUACAUCAGAUCUAUGACAAGAGGAACAGGAGAAGAGACAGUUGCUUGGAGACACUUUUGCAGAGAUGUUGUGCCGUUCACUGCAAUGGUCGCUGCGGAGUGUGUUACAGUUGGAUCCAACACACUGUUCAAGGCUGCUACAUUGAGAGGACUGAGCUUCUAUGUCUUUGUCUUCUACAAUUAUGUAAUUGCUACACUUGUUCUUCUCCCACUUACCCUCAUCUUCGGAAGGUCAAGAAGAUUACCUUUAGCCAAAUCUCCUGUUUUCUUCAAGAUUUUCUUACUUGCGCUUGUCGGGUUCAUGUCGGUGAUAGCUGGAUGUAAAGGAAUCGAAUAUAGUUCUCCUACUCUUGCCUCUGCUAUUAGUAACCUCACACCAGCUUUCACCUUCACGCUCGCCGUUAUCUUCGGGAUGGAGAAAGUAGUGUUAAGGAGCUCUACGACUCAGGCUAAGAUCAUAGGCACUAUAGUAUCUAUAUCUGGUGCUCUUGUUGUUGUUCUUUAUAAAGGCCCAAAGGUUCUAGCUUCUUCAUCACUUACCAUCUCGCUUGAGCAGCAUUUGAGUUUAUCUGAGUCAAGUUGGAUAAUCGGAGGCAUAUUAAUAGCGUCACAGUAUUUGCUUGUUUCAAUCUGGUUGAUUCUUCAGACUCGGAUCAUGGAGGUAUAUCCUGAAGAAAUAAGUGUAGUAUUCUUAUACAACUUAUGCGCUGCACUUAUCUCAGCACCAGUAUGUCUCUUUGCUGAAAAGGACUUGACUUCUUUUCUGCUUAAACCUGAUAUUUCCCUCGCUUCAGUCAUGUACUCGGGAGCCUUAGUUUCAUCGCUAGGCUCUGUUAUACACACAUGGGGUCUGCAUCUAAAAGGUCCAGUCUAUAUAUCAUUGUUCAAGCCAUUGUCUAUUGUUAUUGCGGUUAUCAUGGGUGCUUUAUUCCUCGGCGAUCCACUUCACCUUGGGAGUGUGAUCGGAUCAGUGAUUUUGAGCUUAGGAUUCUACACUGUGAUUUGGGGCAAAGCAAGAGAGGAUGCAACCAAAACUGUGGCUGGUUCUGAGCAGUCACCUUUGUUGGUUACAUACACCAGAGAAGAUGAAGCCUCAUCAUUAAGAUGUGACUGA